Messenger RNA from Oreochromis aureus, 3494 nucleotides. RefSeq names its product toll-like receptor 2. Gene Ontology annotation, cellular component: membrane. Gene Ontology annotation, molecular function: transmembrane signaling receptor activity; triacyl lipopeptide binding; protein binding. The record is from RefSeq and is a predicted model, not a curated record. Bases 718 to 2550 code for a protein of 610 amino acids. Gene Ontology annotation, biological process: immune response; toll-like receptor signaling pathway; inflammatory response. The transcript has 2 exons. Lineage: Eukaryota; Metazoa; Chordata; Actinopteri; Cichliformes; Cichlidae.
CCGUUUCAAUGUGGACGCUCAACUCUGUGAAAAUGACUGAAAACGCUAGUGUGGACGUGGAGUGUUUUCAAAUCUAUCCGGCUAGUGUGGACGUAGCCUAACUCACCUGAUGAGGCAGUGAUGAAGGUGUUUAUUGAGACUCUGAAUCUCUAAGACUGUGAGUCAUCAAAUUUCGAAAACUUUUUGUUUCAAAUGUCUGCACUGAUUUCCCAAAUCUUACCUCUCAAAUAUCCCCUCCAAACAAACUAACUACAAAUAACAUUAAAAUUAUUAAAAACGAAACAUUUUCAAACAAUAAAGACGAAGCUGAAACGAGAAACCCCACUCUGGCAACUAAAGCUAAACUGAAUUAAAAACAAAAAGUCUGAAAUGAAAUGCAAAAAAGUUCUUGCCGCACUUUGGGCCCCUUAGUACAUGAAGCAUGGCUUAAUCACAGCCAUUUUCAAUGACUGCUUCCAGCAGGAUAAUGCAAAAUGGCACAAAGCUUAAAUCAUCUGAACCUGAUUUCUUAAACAUGGUAAUAAGUUCACUGCACUCAGAUGUCUGUUGCUUUAUUUCUGGAUCUCCACUUCCUAAUGUGACAGGAUGAAUGUAUGAGAUAAGGAAAUAAUCGAGCCACAAAUAAGAGAAGUGGUAAAGGACACUUUCACAUCAGUCAGUGUCCUGACUGUGCAGGAGGAGGACGAGACAUUUCAUCUGCACUCAGGAGAAUAAGUCAUGAUGUUUCUCGUGUUUGUCCUGUUAGUAUCUCAGUGCUCGUCGCUCACCAGUCAACAGUGUCACCACUGUGAACAAACAUCCUGCGACUGCUCGAGCCAAAACCUUCGGGAAGUCCCUGCAGCCGCUUCAAAGCUCAUCACUGAGCUCGAUCUCUCUUUUAACGCACUGGAGACGAUAAUGAAAGAUGACUUUCUUUCAUAUGCCGCUUUGAGGGCUUUGUUCGUGAAUAACAACAGGAUCAAAACCAUCCAUGAAGACGCAUUUCACCCACUGAUUCAUUUGGAGAAACUGGACUUGUCCUCAAACCAGUUGGAGACUUUGUCUUCUGGUUGGUUUCAGAACCUGAUUUCUCUCCACUACUUGAAUCUUUUGGGAAACAAAUAUUCAACACUUGGUCAGGGAAACCUUUUCCUGCCACUGAGGAGCUUGAAGACCCUCCAUUUUGGAGGACCUUUCCUUCAGUCUGUCAGUAAAAGGGAUUUUUCUGGCCUUUUUGGUCUUGAAGAACUUGUUUUUGAAGGAAAUCAUCUGCAAGUGUAUGAAAACGAAAGUCUGAGACAAAUUGGACCCAUUAGCCAUGUAACACUUAGUCUCAAUGGAGUAUUUCACAGAGAUUUAAGAGUAGUACAAGCUAUAUUGUUAGACGUUGUUCAUCCAAACACAACAGUGACAUUCACUGACACACAGUUUGAAAGACGUUUGCAAAUGUUCCCACUUCGUGUGGUCAUCGAGCGUGGUGCUACAGGUCUUAGUUUUAAAAAUGUGAACAUGUCUGUGUCAGCUUGUGUACAACUUAUGAAUAUUUUUUCGGGCUCUGAUCUGACUUUUUUUGCUUUUGAAGAUUCACAAUUCUUUGAAGAUGAAGAGGAAGUCUUUCUUGUUGACAUAAACCUGAAAGGCUUGGAUGUCAUCGUCUUCAAAAACAUUGAUAUUAACGUGUUCUACCGUGUUCCUGAACUCCAUUUCAUGCAAAAUAUACUGACUGUAGUAAGAAAGGCAUCUGUGAUAAACUCCAAGUUGUUUGCCAUUCCUUGCCAAUCCACUAUUCAUUUCUCAGGUUUGGAGUUUUUGGAUAUCAGUGACAACAUAAUCGCAGAUUUUACACUUAUGGAAAUGAUGUGUUAUGGCAUCGGUGUCCUUCUAAAUCUCCACACACUCAACAUCAGCAGAAAUAUUUUGUCUUCAAUCAACAGCGAGCUUUUCACUAAACUAGUAAAGCUGGAAAACCUCGACAUGAGUGGAAACUCAUUUGACAGCAUGCCUUUGACUUGUUCCUGGCCAGCAAGUCUCAAGUUCUUAAACCUUUCGUCAACUUCUCUUCCUGAGGUGACAUCCUGCCUACCACAGAGCCUACAGAUCCUCGAUUUAUCCAGAAAUAAACUGACUGUCUUUAACAUUGAAUUGCCGCUUCUCAAAGAGCUGUACAUCUCUGGCAACAAGCUUGGAAAUCUUCCUGAUGGGCAUUUAUACCUCAGCCUCGCAGUUCUCUCCAUUCAAGACAACAACUUGGCCAAAUUCAACAGUAAAAACCUGCAUGAUUACCAGAGCCUGAGGGUUCUGGAAGCUGCUGGCAACCCUUACGUCUGUUCAUGUGACUUCGUAGGCUUCGUGACAAAUGACUUGAUGAACCAUAAAACUGUAGUUAGAGGCGACUUAAAGUCUUACAUCUGUGACUCUCCCGAUGCAGUGAGGGGGGAGAGAGUAUCAGACGUGAAGCUGUCAGUGUUUGAGUGCCACACAGCUUUAGCGAUUUCUUUGCUCUGCUUAGGCAUCCUGGUGCUGUGUGUGCUCAUUGCAGGUCUGUGUUAUAAGUUCAGAAUUGUGGGGUAAACGAAGGUGACCUGGGUGGAGACAAAAAGCUCGACUCCCAGCAGUCGAGUUCUGACAGAACUUUGUCAAAAUCAGGCUGUGGAAAGUGAUGAACUCUAGGACGUACCUGGAGUCGCCUCACCAUGAAGAUCAGAUUUCAGCGUUCUGGCAAAGUCUGAGAACAGCGAUUAAAACAUCUGAAACUGAUAAUAAAGACAAUCUAUAAAAGGGUUUAUACUUACAAUUUUGAUUAUAUUCGUAGCGUAAAGUCACUGAUGUUGUAGCACUUAGACUAUUAUAUUUUAUUAUGAUAUUUUAAGAGUAUUAUCAAAGACAGCAUGACCUAUUUUGAAUGUUAUUUGGUCAAUCUGUUUAAAAGCUCAAGUAUUCCUUUCAUUUGACAGUAAAAACAAAGUACAGAAGGCUGUAUACAGAUAAUUUUGGAAUCUCUUAAAACUUGCCCUUGUAUUUCUGAAAUCCUUUAAAAAUCUUUCUCUUGUUAUAUAAAUGUGCUAAAAAAAAGCUUAGCUCUUUGUACAUAACUUGGGUUGGAGCUACAUAUUACUUAUAUAUCUUUCAGUAUUGUGCUAACUUAGUUUGAAUGGUGUCAGGAAUUGCUCUUUUCUUUCUUUUUAAGGUUUUUUUCCCUCCAUGAAUGCAUGUACUCUAGUGGAGGCUUACAUAAAAACUAAUGAGAGAUAAGUGAGUGGUCUAUUACAGGUCAUAAUUGUUUUGUAUACAAUAAAGAUUAAAAAAGGCAAAGUGAUCUUUUUGUUUUAGUUCACUGGAAUGUUUCACAGUUAUCAUAAGUACCACAACCUGUAACUGAGACAAUUUAUGUAUAUGUGAAAAACUCAAAAGUGAUGAUGUAGUCAGGUGCACAAGAUUUUUGGGCAAUGACACAUUUUGUGUUGUAAUUUUGUCUCUGUGCACCACUACAAUGGAUUUAAAAUCAAAUAAGGCAA